AUGGUUCUCAAUCAUCAUAUCGCAACCAAAAAAGACGUUCGAACGCCGAAAAUCAGCCUUGCAAGACUCGAUGCGUUCAGACUACGAGAUCUCCGUGGUUCCAAUGCUCCAAAAUUCAAUAUUCAAGCGCAUUUUCCUCCAACCACAAACAUGACCUCAUAUAAUAAAGAGGUUCAAUUAAUCCUAGCUGUUGAGGCUGCCAAAUAA
Molecule: messenger RNA, 207 nt
Organism: Ilyonectria robusta
Lineage: Eukaryota; Fungi; Ascomycota; Sordariomycetes; Hypocreales; Nectriaceae
Exons: 1
Coding region: 1-207 (68 amino acids)
Source: RefSeq, a predicted model, not a curated record